CCGUAAUUGCCGCGGCGGUACGUCUCAUAGUACGACAAAUUCAGGCCGUACACCACGAUAUCCGCUAAUUAUUCUUUGUCGUCCACGAUUGUCUGAUUUCUACUGUAAUUCCAUGGCGAACAUUGGCAGCGUCUUUCUUGGUGAUUCGAAGAGGAUUCGUGUACUGUCGUCCUCUAGUACUCCGCCAUCAUCACCGCCUUUGUCAGGUUCCUCGAUGUCGGCCAUUCUGGCCGGAAUAUCAUCCCCUACGCAGUCGCCGCCACCUGUGGCCACGUCACCCAAGUCCUCACCUGCAGCUAAGGAGCCUCGUAUUGAUCCAGAACUUUCGCUAGAGUUGCGCCUACGAUGGCUGGAAGCAAUCGUGUUUGGGGUGAAGCACGACCGAAAGGGCAAGGAGAAGGAGAGGGUACACGGUGACCAGACGCUCAUCCGAGCCGCAGAGACCCUGCAGCACACACUGGACACCAUUGUCGAGAACAACGAUGGGCUCAAACGAUUCAUGAGCCGCUAUGAACAACAUGCCCAUCUCCUGACGCCUUCCUUCGCGCUUGCUGGACUACUUCCAGACGCACCGCCAUAUCAGAAUAUGUCACAAGAAGAACUGGAUGCCUUUGUCGGAGAAAUGGAAAAUGAUAUACGUUCCGCCGACCGUGAUAUGCAGGAGAUCGACGCGUUGCAGAAGAAGGGAGUUACAGGUGCAGGAAAGCUGGCAGGUAUAUUUCUCUAACACGACUAACACGACUAUACUCGUAUCCUCAUAUUGUGUCCCAAGACUACGAGCAGCUGCAACCCCGCCUUGACGCUCUUCGCAAGUCUUAUGACGAGAACAUCGAGCGUGCCGCACGACUUGAAAGGCGUAUUGCUGCUAUACUGGAACGACAUUCUACUCAGGCAUGUCUUGACUUCCCUUUGUCUUCCACAAAAUCUUACUGCCGGCAGGUUGACGCACUGUCGGAGCUGUUUGUGGCGUGGGACGACACUCUCACUGACGCCGAACACAAGA
Messenger RNA from Guyanagaster necrorhizus, 1003 nucleotides. RefSeq lists its product as uncharacterized. Gene Ontology annotation, cellular component: dynactin complex. Gene Ontology annotation, biological process: cytoskeleton-dependent cytokinesis. The record is from RefSeq and is a predicted model, not a curated record. Bases 113 to 727 code for a protein of 204 amino acids. The transcript has 2 exons. Lineage: Eukaryota; Fungi; Basidiomycota; Agaricomycetes; Agaricales; Physalacriaceae.